This is a messenger RNA of Bufo bufo (common toad), 1890 nucleotides long. RefSeq lists its product as uncharacterized. The coding region runs from base 1157 to 1846 and encodes 229 amino acids. NCBI's taxonomy places the organism in Eukaryota, Metazoa, Chordata, Amphibia, Anura, Bufonidae. The record is from RefSeq and is a predicted model, not a curated record. The transcript is spliced from 2 exons.
UUCAGGUCAUAGGUUACCUCAUAGCAGUUUGCUAGUGACCUGUGGUGAUACUGCUUGUGUGGUGUUUGGUGGAGCAUAUUAUAUGUUUUUUUGAACAUGCCUAAAUGGAAUGUCGAAAAAUUAAUUACUCUGGUACAGGAGAGGCCAGAGCUUUGGGACAGCAGGCUUAAUGUCUACCAUGACAAAGUCCGCAAGGAGGUCUCGUGGGAGAAAGUGGCCCGUUCCAUGAGGCGUGUAGAAUGGCAAAAAGCCGAUGCCAGAGGCCGGGCAGAUUUAGGUAAGUGCCAGCAAUGUUAUUGCACUGUCCUGGCCCCAGUCUUGUCACUUUUGAACUUGCUAUUAAUUCCAUGAUGUCUUAAUAACUGCUUACGAGCGUGGAACACGGAGGUGAGCGUUCUGCCGUAUCCCAGCCUGGCAUCCUCUUUUAUUGCUAUGAUGUGGUGUGCUUUGUGUCGACGAUGAAGUACAGUCAGACACUGGUAUAGAUCAUACUAGUGUAUUACGGUACUGCAGUGGCGGCUCGAAGCGCACAGCGUCAUAGCAACCAAUGAUGGCGUGAACUCCUGUUCUCAACAGGAUGCUAGGCCGUGAUACUGCGGAACGCUUAGCUCCAUGUUCAUAAACUGUAUAUUUAAAUUGCCUGCCUUAAUUUAUAUAGGUCUCUAUAUGGAUUUUCCAAAAGAAUUGUAAAAUAUAUACCAUAUACUCCUACCAUUGGGUGUAUUUUAAAGGCCUGGCCCUAGCUAUGAUACUGUAAACUGUAGUAAUGGAUACUAUGCAUGUGCACCUGCUAGUUGUUGGCACUUGUUCUAGUUUUAAUUGAGCAUACAAUAGUUGGUACUUAACGCAUAUUGUGCCUAAAUUUACAUACCAAUGGCUAGAACAAUUUUUGAAUGGUUUCAUGAACGUAUUUCAUUAGUAUAGCCACACUGGCACUACUGUAGCAUGUGGUGUAUUUUCAUCCAUUUUAUACUUUUUUUCCAUAAUCUUUUUUUUUCCCUUCUAAAAAUCUAAGCUUGUAUUUUUUUAUUUUCAAAAUAGUAAAGCAGACCAAGACCCAGUGGAACAGCUCAAUGAUCGUGGACGCAGUGGUGAAGGUGGAGCCAGAAAAAGGCCCUAUAUAUACACGGCCCAAUUGGAGUUCCCUAAACCAGUCAUGGAUUUGAGGCCUACUGUGGACAGCUUGGAUGAUGAUCCGGAGGAAUCUGAUGUGGGUGGGAGCGACACUCCAGCUGUUUUCUCCCCUGAAAGUAGCCCCACCCAUACACAGGCUGAGGAGACGGAGCAGCCAACUGUUGCGCCGCCAACCCUUUCCCAGGGGACCAUGGAGACGACCCAGCAGCCUCACCCAAGGCGGCGUCGAAGUGUCCCCCAGGCUUCCUCGGGCCAAGAUACUCGAGAGCAAAUUGACUCUCGAGUCAUCGAAUUUCUGGCCAAGAGGAGGAGUGAGGGACCUGAAGAAGCAAUGGUGAGGGGCCUGGGUCCUUUACUAAGGGGCGUCCCUGCCCACAGAUUUAGCCCUUGUGUGGCAGGGCUCGCUAUGAUCAUCAAAUUGUUUUCCUCCCCCUACGAGGAAGACAUUGUCGCUGAAAUCUACAAUGUGAGGUGCAACAUCCUUGCAGCGCGCUCACACCAGGCUUCGAUGCCAAGCCAACCCCAACCCCAACACCAUGGCCCACCUGUACCUGGCCCAUCUUACCAGGUGGCACAGGAAACCAGCCGCCAACCUUCACAUUUCUAUCCUCAGGCUGCCACCUAUGCCACUGCCCCACAGCAACAACCACAGGUUAGGCCAGGGAGUUCAUUCCAGCCUGGUCCCUUUACCAGGGAUUUAUUUGAACUUUAGUGUUCUUUUUAUGUUAAAGUUUAUGUUGUGUUUUUUAUUGUUUC